AUGUUUUUUCCUUUCUUUCUUUAUUUCUUUCCACCUUUUCAUAUUUUUCCUUCCUUCAUUCACCUUUCUUUCUUUCUUCUAACUCUGCAUACACCGUUUGUUUUUCUUCUUUUAUUGAUCUCUAAUUUCAUUCUUUUAGUUCCAUAUUGUUUUCCUAACUUCCCAUCCCGCCAUUCUUGCUUAUUUUUCUUAAUUCUUUUUUCAUUUAUUUUUAAUUCCUCUAUCAUUUUUUCCUUCUUUCCCUUUUCCCUCCGUCAUCCCUCGAUUAUCUAUUUUACUCUUUAUUCUUUCAUUUUUAUCUCCAAUUUCAUAUCCAUAUUUCUUUCUUUAUUGAUUUCAGUCUCAUUUCCUUUAUUAACCACUUCAUAUUUCCUUUCUCUCCUCUCAACUUGUGCCCCUUUCUCCUCUUUACUUUCUUUCUUUAUUCUUCUUUCUCUCUUUCUUCUGUCUACCAUGAAAUAUUAUUGCUUCUCUCUUUCUUUUCCUUCUUCGAAAUUACAUACCUCUCAAUUUCCUUUUCCCUUUUUUCCAUUCUAUUUUCUUUUUUUCUUCUGUUCUUUUCUUUUCUUUUUUUUUUUCAUUCCUACUUCUAUAAUUCUUUCCUUCUCGCCUUUUAAUUCUUCCUCUUCCACCUAUUCUUUCUUUCUUUUUUUUUUCUCUUUUUUUUUUCUUCCUUCUUUUCCUUCUCGCCUUUUUCUUCCUCUUCCACCCCAUUUUUUCUGUUCUUUUUUACUUCUUUUUCUUUCACCCUCUAAAAUAAUUCCUUCUCGCCUUUAUUCUUCCUCUUCCAAAAUUUUUUUCUUUAAAUUCUUUUUAACUUACUCUCUUUUCUUUCAUUUCCCUCUUUUCUUUCCUUCUCGCCUUUAUUCUUCCUCUUCCACCUCCGUUUUUCACUGUUUUUUUCUUACUCUCUUUUCUUUCAUUCCUACUUCUACUUUCUUUCCUUCUCGCCUUUAUUCUUCCUCUUCCACCUCCGUUUUUCAUUUUUUCUUAUGUUUUUUCUUUUCAUUCCUACUUCUUUUCUUUUUUCUCUUUUUCUUCCUCUUCCACCUCCGUUUUUCACUGUUCUUUUCUUACUCUCUUUUUCUUUCAUUCCUACUUCUACUUUCUUUCCUUCUCGCCUUUAUUCUUCCUCUUCCACCUCCGUUUUUCACUGUUCUUUUCUUACUCUCUUUUUCUUUCAUUCCUACUUCUACUUUCUUUCCUUCUCGCCUUUAUUCUUCCUCUUCCACCUCCAUCUCUUUUCAUUAUUCAUUUCCUAAUUUUAUUAUCUAUAUAUCCGUUUUUCACUGUUCUAUUCUUACUCUAUUUUUCUUUCAUUCCUAUAUAUUUUCUUUUUCUCGCCUUUAUUCUUCCUCUUCCGUUUUUCACAGAGAUUCUUACUCUUUUUUCUUUCAUUCCUAUUUUUUUCUUUCCUUCUCGCCUUUAUUCUUUCUCUUCCACCUCAGUUUUCACUGUUCUUUUCUUACUCUCUUUUUCUUUCAUUCCGUAAAAAUAAAAAGGUCCUACGUUUAUUCUUCCUUACUCUCUCCACAAAAAUUCACUGUUCCCUAUUCUUACUUAAAAGAGGGACAUUCUAAUUCUACUUCUUUCCUUCUCGCUUUUAUUCUUCCUCUUCCACCUCCGUUUUCACUGUUCUAUUCUUACUGUCUUUUUCUUUCAUUCCUACAUCUACUUUCUUUCCUUCUCGAUUUAUUCUUAGAUAGUUUUUCACUGUUCUUUUUACUUUUUUUUUUUCUUUCAGAUUAUAAAGACUUUCCUUCUCGCCUUUAUUCUUCCUCUUCCACCUCCUUUUUUUUUCUGUUCUUGCUUACUUUUUUCUUUCAUUCCUCUUUUUCUUUCUUCUUUCUUUUCCUUCUCCCUUUAUUCUUCCUCUUCCACCUCCAAUUUUUCUGUUCUUAUUUUACCUCCGAAAUUCAUUCCUUGUAUUCUGUUUCUUUCCUUCUCCUUCCGUUUUUCAAUUCUCAUCCUUUACCUGCCAGUCUUCCACUGUGUUCUUCUACCCUUCAUACGCCUCUAUUUAUCUGCUGUUUUUCUUGUGCCUCCCUUUUUUUUUUUUUACUUUUGAUCACCCUUUAUUCGACUCUGUUUCUUAUGUUUCAAUUAUUCCGUCUUCUCUUCGUCUUAUCUGUUCUGUUUCUUUAUAACCUCCUCCUCUUUAUUUAUUCCACAUUUUCUCUGUCGCUUUUUGGUAUUUUCUCUUCCCAUUUCUAUUUCAUAUUUCCUUCCUUCUCUUAUCUUAUCGUAGUGUUUAUACUUUCUCCUUUUCCUAUUUCGCUUCUUUCUCACUUCUUCUUCCUUUUCUCCUUUUUUUUCUGCUCUUACCCUUUCUUUCUUAUUUUUUCUUCAUCUAUUUCCUUUCACGCUUUUCACCUACUUCUUUGUCAUGUCUCUCCACUCUUUAGUACAACUUUCUCUCUGUCUUCAAAGCUCAUCAUUGUUUCCAUUUGCCCUUCAGGUCAUGUCUAUCCACUACCUUCAAUUGUCGUUAGCAGCUUUCUUCUCUGCCUUCAAGCUCCCUCUCAUUCCCUGUCCUCUCCGGUAUCUGGCACAUGCGACAUUCAUGAUGCUCCUAGCGGGAGCCUCAAUCGCCUCCUUAAUGUUGCCGAUCAGCGGGGCCUUGGAAUUACAACCAGUUUUCUCUUUCUCAACGGCUCCCCGCCCUUAAUAAUGGGUAGUAAUAGUUACUAUAUUAAACCGAAACUGUUAAUAUCUAUCUAUCUAUCUAUCUAUCUAUCUAUCUAUCUAUCUACCUCAGUUUGUUCAUAUCUAUCUAUCUAUCUAUCUAUCUAUCUUAUUCUGUUCAUAUCAAUGUAUUUACUUCCAUUCAUGUAG
Acanthosepion pharaonis is the source of this 2835-nucleotide messenger RNA. NCBI's taxonomy places the organism in Eukaryota, Metazoa, Mollusca, Cephalopoda, Sepiida, Sepiidae. The record is from the annotation of a GenBank genome assembly.